AUGAGCCCGGUUCCUCCAUUUCACAAUGUGGUGCAUACCUUUUUCAGGCGCGAGGAGCUGGACAACCCGAAUGUCAGGCCUUCCGACCCAAACGGCCUGGUGUUGGAGGCGUGGGCUCAAGGGUUCAUGGUCGGCUCCCUGAUCAUCAUGUCUUGCAUCACCUUGGCGAACAUGCGCCGGGGUGUCCUGCUUCAUAAGUUGAUCUUGCUCGAGCUUGUUCUGGGCUACUGGCAGGGCUUUUUCAUUCUUUUCAGCCCUCCGGUUUAUGCAUGGUGGCUCUCCGUCGCGGCCAUCCCCCUCAACAUCUCCUGGUCUUUGCACAACGUGAUCGCUUGGAUGAAGUUGAAGCCAUUUCUCAGCAAAACGGUCAGUCGUCUUUUCAUCGGCACCGUCAUCUUGGCUCAGCCGUAUUGGGUCGUGGAGAUAUAUGCCAACUUCGCCUACUUCCAUAACAUUAACAAGAUCUUCCUGAAGACAAGGCCUUGGGAGGCCUUAUGUCGCGACCCGUGGUGGAUCUUGGCCGCCUGUCUUCUGAUGUACAACAUCAAGACCAAGUACGAUCUGACCCUUACCCAGAUCGUCCGCAUCUCGCCUCGAUUCGCCGUCAUGCUGGGAGCUAUGAUCUUAAGCAUCUGUUUCAUCAUCCUCGACGUCCUGUCCGUCACUGCCGCUCUCAAAUCCGUCCUCCCGGUGGGAAUCAAUCCCUUCUGGAAGUUGAGUUUCGUCUUCAAAUGUCUGACGGAUUCGGUGGUGUUGGAUGACUUCAAGACUGCACUGGACCGGCUGAGAGCGUUCAAAAUCAGCCGACUGGGCAGUUUCGCCACGGAUGGUGCAGACCUCCGGAACCAAAAACACCGAGAGGAUGUGGGUAGAGCCAACGCAUGGGACACUUCACCAGCAACCAGCGGUCGGCCACAGCCACUAGGUCCUCUGCCGACCAUGCCCAGUCCGGACGGGGAUUAUAUCCAACCACAGUGGGAGGAGCUCAAGCAGGGACAUUCCCAUCAUGUGGAGGAUGAGCAGUAUGCCGCCAUGGUCAGAAAUGCCUCCCGGGAUCGUGACGCCGAGGAGUAUGGGUUCGACGCGAUUGACUAUGCCGAUCCUCGACGAGAGGCCAGCGACACCUCCAUGGUCCGGCCCCGGACCAGCUGGCAGGACCAGCGGCUUUCCGACGACACAACUGACGCGAGUGUUGAAUAUGCCACAGCCCUAAGACAAAUGACCAAUGGUUCGACGGAACAGCAACACAAAAAAGACAAAAGCACAAGGUUGGCUGGUUGA
Capronia epimyces CBS 606.96 is the source of this 1281-nucleotide messenger RNA. RefSeq lists its product as uncharacterized. The coding region runs from base 1 to 1281 and encodes 426 amino acids. NCBI's taxonomy places the organism in Eukaryota, Fungi, Ascomycota, Eurotiomycetes, Chaetothyriales, Herpotrichiellaceae. The record is from RefSeq and is a predicted model, not a curated record. The transcript has 2 exons.